GAAAGAUGGGAACUUUGGAAUUGUGGUGGGGAUGAGAAGGGGAGAAGGAACUCUCUGUGACUAGGAAACAACUACCUCUUCAACUCAGAGCUCUUUUCUGAGUUUGUUUGUUAUAUUGCAGUUGCAGAUAGCUUUUUAUGGGUUUAUGCAGAAACUAGUGUCUGAAUAAACCGAGAAAAAAAUAAAUAAAAAACUCCAAGAAUCUUCACACAGUGAGUUCUUCUUAUUCCUUUUUCUUUUCUGUUGCUUUUUCUGGGUCUCAGAAACUGGAUUGCUCCUUGUAUUGUGAAGUGAAAUGCUUGAAUUCUCAAUUGGAAUCUUGACUACUCGGAUUUGAAGGCCGGACGCUCAAGAAUUGAAUUCUUGCCAAGAUUAAUGAGCUUUGGAACCUACUGGUUGGGGGAUAAUCCGGAAAGUGAGGCUUCUGCAAUGGAUGAUGGUGUUCUGUCACCAGCUACCAUGUUGGGAGCUCAACCUGAUUCCGCUACGGAUUUAGAUUUCAUGGACGAACUCUUCUUGGAGGGAUGCUGGUUGGAAACCACACAUGGACCUGAGUUUCAUAAUCAGAGCCUUCCCAGUACCGCUGCCCCCUUGAACCCCUCGUUUUUUUGGCAUACGUUGGAGACCAAUGGCAAUAUGGCCAUGAACACGUCUCACAGCAGUAAUCAAGAGGAGAUGCAAAGACCAUUCCUUAAACAACUCGUAGAAGGUCCUGUGAAUCCUCAGUCUCCUAGAGAGAAUAUGAUAAAAGAUGCUGUGGCGUACUCUGGUCAAUCAGUGGAUCCUACAAUUGAAGGUCGUGAAUUUAGCAGAAGGUGGUGGAUUGGUCCCACUGGAAAUGAAGGUUUUGCAUCAUCUGUGACGGAGAGAUUAAUGAGGGCUCUCGUGAACAUUGGAGAGGUCAUGAGAAACGAAGAUGUUCUUGUACAAGUAUGGGUGCCAGUGAAUAGAGGGGGUAGACAUGUUUUAACAAUGAAUGAUCUUUUCUAUCUUGAUUCUAGCUGUUCCAGGCUUGCUAAAUAUCGAGACAUCUCUGCUAAAUACCAGUUCGCAACUGGGGAGGAUUCAACAGAAAUGGUUAUGGGGUUGCCUGGCCGGGUUUUCUCAGGUAAGAUUCCUGAGUGGACUCCUGAUGUUCGAUACUUUAGACAUGAUGAAUAUCCACGGGUUGGCCAUGCUCAACAGCAUAAUGUAAGUGGAACUCUAGCCCUUCCCAUCUUUGAACAAGGUAGUAGGACUUGCUUGGGCGUUAUUGAGGUUGUUACGACCGACCAGAAGAUUAAAUAUCAACCUGACAUUGACAGCGUUUGCAAGGCACUUGAGGCUGUUGAUCUUCGAAGUUCUAGAAAUUUGAGUACUCAAAAUGUAAAGCAGGGGUGUGGCAAUCCCUUUCACGCUGCGUUACCCGAGAUCCAAGAGGUCUUGAGAUCUGCAUGCGAGACGCACAAGUUGCCCUUGGCACAAACCUGGAUGUCAUGCGUCCAACAAGGUAAAGAUGGGUGCCGGCAUUCUGAUGACAACUACGUCCACUGUGUUUCAACUGUGGAGCAUGCUUGUCAUGUGGCUGAUCCUUGUAUCCAGAGUUUUCAUGAAGCGUGCUCUGAACAUCACUUGCUAAGAGGCCAAGGCAUCGUUGGGAGAGCUUUUAUGACCAAUCAGCCAUGCUUCUCAGAUGACAUAACUUCCUUUGUCAAGACAGAGUAUCCUCUAUCUCACCAUGCCAGGAUGUUUGAUUUGCAUGCAGCUGUUGCAAUACGUCUGCGGAGCAUUGACACUGGUUCAACUGAUUUUGUCCUGGAGUUCUUCUUGCCAGUGGAGUGCAGGGAUCCUGAAGAACAGGAAAAGAUGCUCACAUCACUGUCCUUGGUUAUGCAACAGACAUGCCGGAGCUUACGGGUUGUCACAGACAAGGAAGUUGAGGAGGAAACUAAUUUUCAUGUCAGUGAGGUGAUAGAUCGGUCAGAGCCCGGACCAAGUAAUAUUGCUUGUUUCACAGAGGUCCAACAGAAUGGUAAGGAUGUCUCAAUGUUCCCAAACCAAAAACCACGCAAGGUGCUGAGUGUGAAAUUGUCGAAGUUAAGGCAGCAUCAAGAAGAUUCAAACCUAAAAGGUGGUGUUGAGUGUGGACAAGAGUUUUCUGCUCUAGGUGAGGGUAGCUUUUCAAGUGUUGGUGUGAGUAAGACAAGAGAGAAAAGACGUACCAAGGCAGAAAAAGAUAUCAACUUGCAAGUUCUUUGCAAAUAUUUUUCCGGUAGUCUAAAAGAUGCUGCAAAGAGUAUUGGAGUCUGCUCCACAACCUUGAAAAGGAUAUGCAGACAACAUGGGAUUAAGCGUUGGCCAUCUCGAAAAAUCAAGAAGGUUGGUCACUCUUUACAGAAACUCCAACUUGUAAUCGACUCAGUUGAAGGCGCAUCUGGUGCUUUCCAGAUCAACUCUUUCUAUACGAACUUCCCAGAGCUAACAUCUCCAAAUUUAUCGGGGACCAGCCCAUUUUCAAGUUCAAAGCUGAGUGAUCAACCAAAGCAGACAAACUUGUCACCCAAAGGUGGUGUUUUGAGCCCCCAAGCUACCGCAUCAAAAUCUCCGCCAUCUUCAUGUUGUCAGAGUUCCAGUUCAAGCCAAUGCUGUUCCAGCAGGACACAGCAAUGUCCCUUCUCAUGUAACAUUGCUGGUAAUGAUGAUCCAGUUGUUGGAGAUAAGUCAAGAGAUAGUGUGCUAAAGAGGGUCAGACGUGAGGCAGGAUUGCAUGCUUUUGGCCAAGAUCGAGCGGAGCUACUGCCAAGAUCCCAAAGCCAGAAACUUCUCUGCGAGCAACGAAAUCUGCAGUCUAUUCCACAUUCACUGAAAAAUAAUGGCCGGGUAGCUCAAGAAAGCAAGGUUCAAAGAGUAAAAGUUGCAUAUGGGGAUGAGAAAACCCGCUUCCGCAUGCAGAGUAAUUGGAGACAUGAAGAUUUGGUGCAAGAAAUCGCAAAGCGAUUUAGCAUACAAGACAUGAGUACAUAUGAUAUAAAAUACUUGGAUGAUGACUCGGAGUGGGUCUUGUUAACAUGUGAUGAUGAUUUAGAGGAGUGUGUUGAUGUGUGCCGAUCUUCAGAGAGCCGCACAAUUAAGCUCUCUCUCCAGAUAUCUCGUCAUCACUUGAGAGGUUGAUAGGUAGACCGUCAUGAUAGUAAGAUGUUUGUCUGAGUUUGCAAGCACUGAAGUAGCAGAAGUCUGCAGUCAAUAAAGUGGGGAUGCAUCCGUUAGUUUUAGUAGGGAUGUUGAAACCUUGCUUCAUAGAUCGCUGCUCCGAGCAUAUGAAAUCUUCGCAAUGUAAAGAUGGAAGUUUUGCGUCGUGCAGAAUUAAACGAAAGGAUGGUGGAAAGGAACAUCUGGGAUCUCCAUCUGAAACUGCAGCAGCUUGAAUGUAUUUUGUUAGUCUAGUAGCUAGCAGUUAGUGACUUAGUGUAUUCCUAAUUUUUUCUUUUCCUUUUGUUAAUUACUAGUGGAUAGUUGUCUGUGUAUUUACAUAAUUUUUGCCAGUUAAAACAGUGCUGUUUAUAUA
Molecule: messenger RNA, 3544 nt
Organism: Pyrus x bretschneideri (Chinese white pear)
Lineage: Eukaryota; Viridiplantae; Streptophyta; Magnoliopsida; Rosales; Rosaceae
Product: protein NLP5-like
Exons: 5
Coding region: 376-3150 (924 amino acids)
Molecular function (GO): DNA-binding transcription factor activity; protein binding
Source: RefSeq, a predicted model, not a curated record